This is a messenger RNA of Rhodotorula graminis WP1, 906 nucleotides long. RefSeq lists its product as uncharacterized. Lineage: Eukaryota; Fungi; Basidiomycota; Microbotryomycetes; Sporidiobolales; Sporidiobolaceae. The record is from RefSeq and is a predicted model, not a curated record. Gene Ontology annotation, molecular function: actin filament binding. The coding region runs from base 1 to 906 and encodes 301 amino acids. Gene Ontology annotation, cellular component: cytoskeleton. The transcript has 5 exons.
AUGGCGCCCGCCCUCCUCGACCCGGCACCCGUCGCCGCUCCGGCGCCCGCCGCCCACCUCAAGCAGGACCUGUCGAACCUCGCGAAGAGCCCGCUCCAGCGCACCUACAUCGGCAACAAGGAGGGCACGAUCCACAUGGAGGGCGUCCCGCAAUUCGACGACCCGUACAAGAAGCGCGAGUGGGUCAAGGAGCAGUUGGCCAUCGGCUUCCAGUACUGGGGCAAGGAGGGGUACGCCGAGGGCCUGUCGGGCCACAUCACCGUGCGCGACCCCGUCAUGCCGGACCACUACUGGAUGAACCCGGUCGGCGUGCACUUCUCGGCCAUCACGACCCGGAACCUCGUCCUCGUCUCGCCCGACGGCUUCGUCCACCCGGACGGCGCCCAGCUUCCGAUCAACUCUGCUGGCAUCAUGAUCCACAGCGCGAUCCACGAGGCGAGGCCAGAUGUGCAGGUCGCGGCGCACUGCCACUCUCUGCACGGCAAAGCAUGGAGCGUGUUCGGCAAGCCUAUCGACAUCAUGACGCAGGACGCGUGCCUGUUCCACGACAAUCUCGCCGUGUACGAGUCGUUCGGCGGGAUCGUCCUCGCGCCCGAGGAGGGGGCCAACAUUGCCGCCGCGCUCGGCCCGAAGAAGAACGCCGCCAUCCUGCAGAACCACGGCCUGCUCACGCUCGGCCACGAGUCGGUCGCCGAGGCCGUGUACCUGUUCCAGAGCCUCGAGCGCCUGUGCAAGGUGCAGCUCCUUGUCGAGGCGGCGGCCGCCAACGGGCUCAAGAAGAAGGUCAUCGACGACGAGGACGCAGCUUUCACUGCGGCGACGCUCCAGAACCCGCACACCAUCUACGCCAACUUCCGGCCCGAGAUGGACCUGCUCAAGUUCGAGCGCGGCCACCUCUUCCUCUGA